Molecule: messenger RNA, 1293 nt
Organism: Humulus lupulus (European hop)
Lineage: Eukaryota; Viridiplantae; Streptophyta; Magnoliopsida; Rosales; Cannabaceae
Exons: 2
Coding region: 1-1293 (430 amino acids)
Source: RefSeq, a predicted model, not a curated record
AUGUUACAUUGUCGAGUUCGUAUUUGUAGUAGGAACCAAGAUUUCUGUCUCAUUAUUGUUUAUGGUUCCAAUAGUUUAGAAUCUAGGAGAGUUUUGUGGAAUGAUCUGGCUCAUGUGCAUUUGCCUAUUCAAUCAUGGUUAGUUUUGGGGGAUUUUAAUGCAGUGUUUGAUAUCACAGAUCGUUUGGGUGGGAGGCCUAUAUCAGGGAAGGAAAUGGAGGAUGCUCAAAACUGGUUGGCUCUCGCUUCAGCUUUUUCCCAUUGGGAGGUGGUAUCUGAUCAUAUUACAUUGCUUAUCAAACAAGUUGAAGUCCGGAAUCUGGGGAUUCAGCCUUUUCAUUAUUUUAAUAUGUGGUAUUCUCAUCCUCAAUUCAGAGAUAUUGUGUUAGGCAGCUGGACUAAGCCUAUCUGUUCCGGGGGUGAUUGUUUGACGAGGCUGGUUGAGAAAUUGAGUAGGCUCAAACAUGUGCUAAAGAGAUUCAAUUGGAGGAUUAUGGGGGAUGUUGGGUGUCAAUUUGAGCAAAGUAAAUCUCUGUUCCAGCAGGCUCAUAAUGCUUUUUUUGCUGAUCCUAGCAAUGCUUCUUUGGUCUCGACAGAAAGAGAAGCUUAUUUGGAGUAUAGAAGACAAGAGAAAUUUUUUGAGAGUUUUCUUCGACAAAAGAGUAAGAUCACUUGGCUUCGAUUUGGGGAUGACAAUACGGCUUAUUUUCAUGUCAGUUUGAAGAAAAGGAAGAUGACCAAUCACAUAGUUUCUUAUAUAUCGGAUGAUGGGUCUGUUGUUCAUGAUUAUGAGAAGGUAACUCACCAUUUCCUUCAUCAUUUUCAGAGCUUCCUGGGCUGUGCGGGUAGAGCUAAUGGUCACAUUGAUAUGCAAAGUAUAUCUUGUGGUCCGGUUUUAGAUCUGGCUUCCCAACUGGAUCUAAUUAAACCUUUCACUUUCCAUGAUGUUAAAGUGGCCCUCUCUAGCAUUCAUUCGGUUAAAAGUCCUAGUCCUGAUGGGUAUGGGGCUGGUUUUUUCAAAGAUAUGUGGAAAGAUAUAAGCAUGUGGAAAGAAAUAGGCAGGGAGGUUUCACUGGCUGUCCUUGAGUUUUUUGAGACGGGUUUAAUUCCCCAAAGCUUAAAUGAUACUCUUUUGAUGCUGAUUCCGAAGGUGGACCAACCUUCUAAUGCUGCUGACUUUAGACCAAUAGCUUGCUGUACUACCAUCUAUAAAUGCAUUUCUAAGAUGCUUUGUAGUAGGCUUGCUUCAAUCCUUCCUUCUUUGAUUAACCCUAAUCAAGGUGCGUUUAUAUAG